Messenger RNA from Poeciliopsis prolifica (blackstripe livebearer), 1994 nucleotides. RefSeq names its product PI-PLC X domain-containing protein 1-like. NCBI's taxonomy places the organism in Eukaryota, Metazoa, Chordata, Actinopteri, Cyprinodontiformes, Poeciliidae. The transcript is spliced from 7 exons. The record is from RefSeq and is a predicted model, not a curated record. Gene Ontology annotation, molecular function: phosphoric diester hydrolase activity. The coding region runs from base 329 to 1252 and encodes 307 amino acids. Gene Ontology annotation, biological process: lipid metabolic process.
UGGGUCCAGAUCAAAUAUGAUGCAACCAGUAGCUGACCUGCUCUAGUGGCAGAGUUUACGUUGAAAGCUGAAAGACUUGUUUUGCGUUUGUUUGGGUAGGAUAAAUAGUAAUGAUUGUAUGAGGAAGUUGCACAGGAAAUCAUAAAAUCUGAACACCCAACAGGAGAAACAACUGCUUCUCUCCUCCCACAAUGGUUCAGAGAAAAGUAACAAUUCAGCCACUCAUGCAUAGUAAGUCACAGGUGCCCUGGCAGACCUGACCGAGGAGGAGAGGUAUACCUCAGUGGGGAGUCAGAUUUUUGUCGUCUGAUCUAAAAGAGGAAAAACCAUGAGCUACGCUGAUUGGAUGUCGCAACUGCCAACUGAGCUUCACACCGUCCCUCUGUUCAAACUGGUCAUACCAGGAAGCCAUGACUCGAUGAGUUAUGACCUGGACAUCCACUCUCAAAUCAUCGAGCCCAAGAGACUGAGGAGGUUCAGCAGAAUCUACUGCCUACGUAAAAUCAUCCACACUUGGGGAGCUACUCAGGAGGUGUGCAUAACUGAGCAGCUGAAUGCCGGAGCUCGCUACUUUGACCUUAGGAUUGCCCGCAAGCCAAACGACACAAAUCCCACCAGGCUCUUCUUUUACCACGGCCUGUACACCCGAACCGAUGUUGAGACUGUACUCAGGGAAAUAAACACGUGGGCAGAGAGUCAUCCUAAAGAAAUCAUCAUCUUGUCUUUAUCCCACUUUGAGGGGUUUGACAAAAAUAUCUCCAAACAACUUCACGACCACCUCAUCACCUUCCUGAAAAACCUGUUUGGAAGCAAACUCCUCCCAAAGACGCACUCUCCCACCCUGAUGAGCUGCUGGAAUGAAGGCAAAAACAUCAUAGUCUCGUACGACCACAUACAACUUCAACCUGUGUUAUGGAGAAAAAUAAUUUAUUACUAUGGCAACAGCAUGGACCGUGCGGUAAUUACAGCCAAGCUCUGUCAGGCUUUGGAGAAGGAGAAAUCCUUCACGUAUUUCUUUGUCUGUGGCUUGAAUCCGACCCUACCUCACAACUCCGGAAUCCUCUGGUACAUCCUCCGCAUUUGCGACAACUUCACCAACGUCGUGCGAAGGGGCCUGCCAAAGCUGCUACGGUGGGUGAAGCAGCAACACGACAAGACGCCAAUGAACAUCGUCGCCUCAGACGUGGUGACCCGAGAUGAUUUUGUCGCAACGAUUGUGAAGCUCAACUUGAAACGGGCGACAGGACAAUAAAAACCUCUUUAGUUUAUUUGUUGUUGUUUUCUUUUUUGUGAGAUUAAUUUUUGCAUUUACUUCUCGACGCUUUACGUUUUGUCGACGCAUCGUUUGUUUUUAUCCUGGAGCCAAAUAAAUGCAGCAAUCUUUUGCAUGAAUUGGCAUCAGAUGGCAACAUUUAAAUGUAACAGAUUUAAUGCACAAUUGUCAUGUGAUUUCCAUAAUUAACUUUUUUUUAAGAGUUAAAAGUUCUGAUCAAAUUAAAGACAUUUACUUUGAGCACAAAGGCUUUACGUGGGAUUUGUUGUUUCUACAGCCUGAAUGUGACAACGCCAGAAAACAGGAAGGAAAUAGAGGAAGAGAAAAAGAGGAAAAGAAGGAGAAAAGGAAAGAACACAGUGAGGUGUGACUUGUAGAAGAAAGGAGAGAAAGUGAGGCGGUGAGCAAAAAAGGAAAGGCGUAAAGAAAAGCGACACGGAGUGAAAGAAAAACUUAACUGAUACGAGAAAGGAAUAGAAGUAGGACAUGAGGAACAAAAGAGGAAAUGUUCAGAGAAGGGAGUUUGAAAACAGGACUGUCAGAAGGGAGGGAAGGAAUGGAACAAGGUGGGGAAAUUGGUUUGUAAGAAAAGCAUAGAUGGAAGGAAAGCAGGAAGAAACAAGGGAGGAAAAAGAAGGAAUGGAAAAAAACAGAAGUUAGUUAACGUGAGCUGAAAUAUUUCUCAAAACUUCUAAUCUUCUUGAGUAUUUUUUGCCAGACU